AUGUCCAAUCAAGCACCUUACCUAUUGGGUCGCUUUAUCGAUCCCCUCUUUGCGAUAGCUGUGGGAACUUUAAGUUACUUCUCUUAUGAAAACAAGGUCGGAAGACCAGAGGGUCAUCGUCUAAGUGAACUAAUCAAGAAGAAGUACAACAGAAAAUAUUCAAGCCCAACAACUGCAAGCCCAUAA
This is a messenger RNA of Torulaspora delbrueckii, 186 nucleotides long. It is a transcript of the gene NCE101, whose product is annotated as Nce101p. Gene Ontology annotation, biological process: protein secretion. The record is from RefSeq and is a predicted model, not a curated record. The coding region runs from base 1 to 186 and encodes 61 amino acids. Lineage: Eukaryota; Fungi; Ascomycota; Saccharomycetes; Saccharomycetales; Saccharomycetaceae. The transcript has a single exon.